Penicillium olsonii is the source of this 999-nucleotide messenger RNA. The record is from the annotation of a GenBank genome assembly. NCBI's taxonomy places the organism in Eukaryota, Fungi, Ascomycota, Eurotiomycetes, Eurotiales, Aspergillaceae.
AUGGAUCUUUCCGCGCCGAGCUUUUCGUUUGACAUUCCCUCCGUGUAUGAUGGCCGAAAGCUACAGUGCCGUAUCAUUUUACCGUCCCGUGUCCGAAAUAUACAAUCAACACCAGGGUCACCGAUCCACGGAGCAAUUAUUGCUCAUCCAUAUGCACCCCUAGGAGGUUGCUACGACGAUCCAGUUGUAGAUUUCGUCAGCAACGAGCUGCUCCAAGCCAACUUCAUCGUGGGGACGUUCAACUUCCGCGGAGCGGGCGACUCGGAAGGACGAACGAGUUGGACCUCAAAACCUGAGCUCGGAGACUAUGUGUCAUUCUACGGGUUUAUGCUGAUUUACCUCCACCUCCUGAAGCACGCAUUGGCCUCCAAUCAAUCAGCCGCAGAGCCAUGUUGCAGCACCCAAGACGGCGGCUUAGAAGAUCCCGUUUUAGAAGCUACAUCAGGGUCACAUCCAGAUGUUCAUCUGAUCCUGGGCGGAUACUCUUACGGCUCUUUGAUCGCCUCACACCUCCCUACCCCGGGGGUGAUCCUCGACCUCUUCGAAUCAUUGGAGGCAUCCAUCUCCGAGAUAAGAGACAUCGCAAAGCGAGUCGCAAUAUCAUCCUUGAAUCAUCCCAUACCCCCGACCAACCUAGACCUGCGCGCAUUGACGACUUCUAUCUCCUAUCUCUUGGUAUCCCCACUCCUGCCACCGAUAAGUCAACUCCUCACGAUCUUCACGACCUUAUCACUGAAAGUGGCGUCCCGAACACUCCCCUGCCCCGAUCCAGCAGACCAGCUGAGUAGGCAUCGUACUUUGGCGCUGGCCGGGAACCUGGACAGCUUUGUUUCCGCUGCGAAACUGGAGCGGUGGUCAGACGAGUUGUUGCACAUGCCAGGCAGUCAGUUCCAGUUUCGGAUGAUUGAUGGCGCGGACCACUUUUGGCGUCGAAAUGAGAGGGCGCGGCUGUUGCUGAGGGUGUGGCUUGAGUCGUUUCGCUCCAAUCAGGUUUGUUGA